Nerophis lumbriciformis (worm pipefish) is the source of this 860-nucleotide messenger RNA. It is a transcript of the gene pmf1, whose product is annotated as polyamine modulated factor 1. Gene Ontology annotation, biological process: chromosome segregation. Lineage: Eukaryota; Metazoa; Chordata; Actinopteri; Syngnathiformes; Syngnathidae. Gene Ontology annotation, cellular component: MIS12/MIND type complex. The record is from RefSeq and is a predicted model, not a curated record.
CAACACUACUUCCGCACAUGCGCAGAACAUAUAAUUGUCCGUGCGAAAUGGGCCUCGUGACGUGCCGUAGUUUAGGCGCGAAUUGUAAACAGAGCAAAAAUUAAAAAUGGAGGACGACGAAGCGACAACAGUUCGUCAAAACGAAAACGCGGACACAAGUUGUCCAGAAAACCUCACAGUUGAAGCAGGAGAUGCUUGCAAGGCAUUGGUAAAUGACGAAACUCGCUGGAGUAGGCUAGAGUUGUUCGAUAAAGUGAUGCAUAAAAGCCUGGAGAAGUUCAUCGACUUGGCGAGUUUUAACAGGUUUGCCAGCAUGUUCCAUCAGCUGUACAAGAUGAGCCCUCGGAGGAUGGAAUGCAUCCAUAAGCAGUUUUUAGAAGAGUUGCGCAGUGCUGUAAAGGAGGAUAUCAGCACACUGAUUAAAGAAGGGAGACUUGAGGCCAAACUAAAUGAGCUGGACCAACUGGAGAGUGCUGCCAAAAACAACCCAGACCCUGCAUGGCGUCCUUCUGGCGUUCCAGAGCAAGACUUUAGCAGCUUUAUAAAGCCAUUUUAUCGAAAGCAGAAGGCUUACUUACGGCUGGAAGUGAAGAAUAUCAAAGCGGAGAAUGCGGCCCUCGCACAAAAGGUUCAGGCUGGCAGGGAGAGGAUUGCUCAGACUGAACAUCUCAUUUCAGCUGCCGUUGCCGACUGGAAGGCAUCAGCAACUGAAUUUGAAAACCUUGCAUCUUCUCUAUGCCCUGCAAAUGUUUUUGAUGUGUGAUUCUUCCAAAUGUAUUUGGCCGAAAUGACUAAUGUACCUGUAUAUACUGACUUUGUUCAUUGUUCUUUGUGGAACGAAAUACAAUUAAUUAAUUAAA